This is a messenger RNA of Saprolegnia diclina VS20, 1158 nucleotides long. RefSeq lists its product as hypothetical. NCBI's taxonomy places the organism in Eukaryota, Oomycota, Saprolegniomycetes, Saprolegniales, Saprolegniaceae. The record is from RefSeq and is a predicted model, not a curated record. The transcript has a single exon. Bases 20 to 1078 code for a protein of 352 amino acids.
AGGUGUCGACAGCUCAACCAUGGACGCCACGAGGACCAUGCUGGACGUGGAGCUGCGCAUUGGCGACGACGCCCAAGAGACGCAGGUCGACGUGCUCACAUACGAAGAGUGGGGCGCACCGCACCUCACGUACGACGAGUACCUCGACCGCGAAGACCAGUUUCGCGCGACGCCGUUUGCGGAUGACGCUGUGACCGACUACGUCUUGGUGCCGACGUCGGACCCGAGCACGCUCGACCUGCGUGGGUAUCUCGAGGUCUUUAAGCGACCGGUUGUGCUUCGCCCAUGGAGCCCCUCGGCCGAUCUCGUCUACCUCGAUGGCUGGAGCGUCGCGUCCGUGUACACGCCGGCGCGUCACCGCAAGAAGGGCUAUGCAUCGGCCAUGCUUGCUGCGUUCCUUGACCAAAAGAAAGACGCGUACACAGUGGUCAAUCUCUACUCGGACAUUGGCACGAGCUUCUACGCGGCGCGAGGCUGGGUGCUUGCGCCAUCGUUGGAGAUCUCGCUGCCCGCCACGAUGUCAGCACCCACGCGCUUGCCUGUUGGCUGGACACUACGGCCGCUGGCCACACCCGCCGACCUCGAAGCCAUUGCUACGCACGACCAGGAGCGUGUAGCCGGCCGGCUACAGCCGGGCGAGCUUGCUUUUCUGCUCUCGGCGGACGCGAUUACCUUCUUUCACGUGCAGCACGCGUACUUUGCCCGCGAGCACUUGACGCUAUCGAGGCUGCCGACGACGUUUGGUGUCGUGCUGCAAGACGACAAGUCCAUCCUCGGGUACGUCGUUUGGGCCCACAACUUUGAAGAGAACCAGCUCGACAUCCUCAAGUACGACGGGUCGACACCCGAGGUGUUUGCUGCGUGCCUUCCCACGCUGCACGAGGAAGCCGCGCGCUGGAAUCUGGAAAACAUUGUCCUUUGGCCCACAGACAAGAUGGCCCUGCCGAACGACGUGCGUGCGCUGGCGACGCCCCGAAGCGACUCGCUCUCGAUGGUGCUCGUACGUACCUCGAAGGACAGCGAACGCGAGCUGCCGCCGUAUACGUGGGUUGCCAACGAAAAGUACUUGUAUGCCUAAGCGGUCAUACUAGCUCUUCUUUAACGCGACGUGAACACGGUUUGAAGCCGGCAAGUAUGUCGGUGGACCUUCACCUGAUA